CGCGGUCGGGAUGUUUGGUUCCUCGGCGGCUUCCGUCCGGAGCCAAGAUGGUGCUCGAGAAGAAAAGCUCCGCCCGGGUGGAGGCGGGGCAGCGGAGGGUUCUGGACGAAGCGACCCGUCAGAGGAGACUCAGCAGACAGCUGGAGGCUCUGGAGAAGGACAACUUCCAGGACGACCCCCUGUCCUCGCUGCCCCCUGCUGGUCCCACUGCUCGUCUGCCGGCCUUCAGCGAGACGGAAGAACCAGAGAAGAAGAAAAGGAAAACGAGAGGCGACCACUUCAAACAGCGCUUCAGGAAGAACUUCACCACCCUGCUGGAGGAGGAGAACCUGUCUGAGAGGGCGGAGCCUAACUACCUGUCGGCGGUGGCCCCGCCCUCCCCGCUGCCGCCGCGCCACUUCUGCUGCGUGUGCGGCUUCCCCUCCCCCUACACCUGCUCCACCUGCGGGGGGCGCUACUGCAGCAGCCGCUGCCUGGGGACGCACCGGGAGACCCGGUGUCUGAAGUGGACGCUGUAGCUGCAGCUUCUGGUUGCCAUGGUUACAGAGCUGAUGGUGGGUGGGGCCUGGGCCCCAGUCUCUGAUUGGCUGUGGAGCGCGGUGAUGUCACAGAGCACUCUAGUUUCACCUGUCACACCAGUGGCCCUUCGCUCAAACCUCAUGUGGGGGUGAAGAUGUGGGUCUGAGG
This is a messenger RNA of Salarias fasciatus (jewelled blenny), 687 nucleotides long. It is a transcript of the gene znhit1, whose product is annotated as zinc finger, HIT-type containing 1. The coding region runs from base 48 to 518 and encodes 156 amino acids. The record is from RefSeq and is a predicted model, not a curated record. Lineage: Eukaryota; Metazoa; Chordata; Actinopteri; Blenniiformes; Blenniidae. The transcript is spliced from 6 exons. Gene Ontology annotation, biological process: chromatin remodeling.